This is a messenger RNA of Pseudomassariella vexata, 1679 nucleotides long. RefSeq lists its product as uncharacterized. The record is from RefSeq and is a predicted model, not a curated record. Lineage: Eukaryota; Fungi; Ascomycota; Sordariomycetes; Amphisphaeriales; Pseudomassariaceae. The transcript has a single exon. Bases 300 to 1448 code for a protein of 382 amino acids.
GCGACUCAAAUAAACACGUUUCGAGAAGCUGACGACUGUGGCUUUCAGGAUCAGCAAAUCCCACUGUGCGACAAACUGUUUGUCUUUCCUACAUCCCAUUUGAGUGGAUGGAACUUUGGGACAACUUGGGUUGUAGGCUACUGCUGCUGCCUACUGCUGCUGCCUACUCUACUCCACUCUAAAUUCCUCGACAGAAAAUUUAUAGAAGACACUGCAUCAAUCCCUCCAUCAUCCAGUUCUAAGAAGCUUCUCUCAAUCCAGCUGCAGUACAGAGCAAACCAUCCUUCAGUUCACCUCGAAUGUCACCCAUCAAAAUGAACCACAUCCAAUCCUUCCACCUCCCCCGCACCUCCCAAACCCUCUCCCCCCUCUUCACCAAACUCCCCGGCGAACUUCGCGACAGCAUCUACACUUACGUCCUCGCCUCGUACCCGGACCCAUCCCGGUCUUACGACAAAAACACGCCCUACUACCGGCCCGACUACCUCUCCCCUGGCAUCCGCGACUGCGCCCUCCUUCAGACCUGCCAAUCCAUCUACGCCGAGUCCUGGUUCCGCCCCUGGGUCUCCAGCACACACACCUUCUGGCUUGCCUGGAGCGUGAGGCGCCCGUCGCACGUCCUGACCGUCCGCGAGUUCCAGCCUGUGCUGCAUGAGAUUUACGAGAAACAUGGCGAUGUUUUCUUGACACAUGUACGCGUUUUUGCACAGUUGUGCGAGAUGCGGGGUUUGCCGUCUAUUUUGGAGAUGGAGCAUUUCCUUCCACGGACGAUGACGAUGACGAUUCGACAUCACGACUGGUGGCAUUGGGAGACGGACCAGCGCCUGUACCUUGAUGCUGAUGUGUGCACGCGGCAUUACUUGCCAGGUCGUGGGGCCGAUGGGUACGGUGGGAGGGGCCAGCUGGUGUAUCCUGAUUCGCUUGCCGAGAUCAGGUUGGAGCUUGAGAGUCUGGUGCGGAAAAAGGAGCAGAUUGAUUACGUUGCCAACGAGAUGGCGGCAAAGUGGUGGUUUCGUCUACGCGACGGGACGGUGAUGAUGGCGCAUGCCAAGGAUUUCGAGGUAGAUGGCUGGAAGGGUAGUUCAACAUGGGAGAAUGACCGGUGGAUACGGGACGAGACGGAGCCCGAGACGUUGGAGUAUUACAUCAAGACCGUGGUGUUCAAGCCGAACCACGCGUUGUGCGCGGCGGAUGACUUGGAAGAGCCGAGGAAAAUACAAGUGCCGGGGAGGUUUAUGCAGAUAGCCAAUGAUGAGUUCAAGACGCUUGGCGUGAGGCAGUUGCGCCGGGCUGGAGUGCCGCCGGGUACACCCGCUACGGAGGCGAGAAGGCUGGUCCAGGAGUGGCAAAACAGUAGAGGGCGCUUUAGUGGAGGUCUAUCGUACACUGUGAAUACCUACGCAAACGACAACGACGACGACGACGACGAUGAUGAGGAGGGUGAUUAGAGGACGAAGACCUCGCAGACAGCUGGGAUAAUGACGCAGAUAAUGGAUCGGUUGAUCCGGUCGUCUGAGCUUUUGGACAGCGGGUGGCGUAUUGAUCUCGAUACCUAGAUUGGCAGUCAUAUUGAAGUCUGAUCUGUAUGUUCAUGUAUACAGGAUUAGUUAAAUAAUAAAAACGGCACUGAGGUCGAGCAUUAGCAUCUUGGUGUCUGUUACAACCCAGCAAAUAGGGGU